AUGGGAUUAAACAAACACAGUGACUAUGGAAGCGGGUCUUCAUCAGAAACUUUCACUCCGUGGGGCAGCCAGGACAUGUGGCCGGAGUUCAGAGCUAGCCUGGAGAGAGAGGAGAGGCCGGCGAGGAGACGAACUAGCAGCUAUACUGACGAGCCUCGUUCGUUGGACAUCAUCAUGCAGGAGUUCAGGAUGAACGGUUUCGACUCGCCGUAUGAGCCGGAGCAAACUCCCGACACCUACACCGGUCUCAGCGCGUCAUGUCAGUACCUCCGACAACGCUCGUGGCCUGAAGCAGCCAGUGACAAGAGAGAUCACGUCAAAGUGCAUCACCCGCCACGCCACGAGUCCCCGAGCGCCCACCAGCUGCAGGUGUUGAGUUCUCUGCCUAACGCGGUGCUGUACUCCUUACUGAGGGAGCUGGAACAGACUCGGGCGGGAGGAAAGAAACAAGAGGAGCUGGAGUGUCGUUUCUGUAAGAACAACGGCGAGCGCGCCUCGUUCUACCGCUCGCACCGACUGAGGUCCCGCGGCCGGGUGUCGUGCCCCGUGCUGCGGGCCUACACGUGCAGGCGCUGCGGGGCGCACGGGGACCACGCGCACACCAUCAAGUACUGCCCGCUCGCCACCAACGACGAACGUUUAAAAUCAGCCGCCAUGAUGCGCAGCGUGCGCAUGGCGUCCGGUCGUCGCCGCGGUUUAGUUCCAGCGCCAUCUAGUGACGCGCGGCCGGAGUACGUCGUGUUUGGAGAAACUACACCGAGCGCGCUUACAGAUGGCGCUGAUUAUAAUAACUAUGAACUAGACCCUCUGUGGGAGGCACUUGAGAGGAAACUGAUGUUUUAA
Molecule: messenger RNA, 843 nt
Organism: Danaus chrysippus (African queen)
Lineage: Eukaryota; Metazoa; Arthropoda; Insecta; Lepidoptera; Nymphalidae
Source: the annotation of a GenBank genome assembly